AUGGCUGACAAGGCUCCCGUUACGGUGCGCACGCGCAAAUUUCUUCGCAAUACUCUAUUGGCUCGCCGCCAAAUGGUGGUAGAGGUGAUCCACCCUGGCCGCCCUAACGUCCCCAAGGCUGAGCUUCAGGAAAAGAUUGCCAAGAUGUACAAGGUGAAGGAUGCCAACACUGUUUUUCUUUAUGGCUUCCGCACGCAAUUCGGUGGUGGCAAGAGCUCGGGUUUCGGGCUCGUAUAUGACACGGUGAAUGACGCCAAGCGCUUCGAGCCCAAAUACCGUUUGAUUCGUCAGGGUCUAGUUGAGAAGGUUGAGACGUCGCGCAAACAGAUUAAGGAAGCCAAGAACCGCGGCAAGAAGAUCCGUGGUGUUGGUCGUCGUAUUGCCCGCCACAAGGCUGCUAAGGCCAACAAGUAG
Plasmopara halstedii is the source of this 414-nucleotide messenger RNA. RefSeq names its product 40s ribosomal protein. Gene Ontology annotation, molecular function: structural constituent of ribosome. The record is from RefSeq and is a predicted model, not a curated record. NCBI's taxonomy places the organism in Eukaryota, Oomycota, Peronosporomycetes, Peronosporales, Peronosporaceae. Gene Ontology annotation, biological process: translation. The coding region runs from base 1 to 414 and encodes 137 amino acids. The transcript is spliced from 3 exons. Gene Ontology annotation, cellular component: ribosome.